Messenger RNA from Bombyx mandarina (wild silkworm), 1760 nucleotides. RefSeq names its product cytochrome P450 CYP339A1 (gene Cyp339a1). Gene Ontology annotation, molecular function: oxidoreductase activity, acting on paired donors, with incorporation or reduction of molecular oxygen; monooxygenase activity; heme binding. NCBI's taxonomy places the organism in Eukaryota, Metazoa, Arthropoda, Insecta, Lepidoptera, Bombycidae. The record is from RefSeq and is a predicted model, not a curated record.
AUGUUAAUGUGUCAAGUUCGCCACCUUCAGUUACACGGAAGGUUGCAUUUACUAUCGAGAUUUUUAAGUAGAAGUCCAAAUUCAAGUCAAAGUGCGAUUCCUCAACAACUAUCAAAAGAUGAUCUGAAACAAGAACAUUUACCGAUCGGUGCUUUGCCUGUUGAAAACAAAAAUACCAACGAAAUAUUUCCAACAGCAAGAGUUAUUCCAAUGAUGUUGACCAACAAGGAAUCUGUCGUGUUACCUUUUGACGAUGUACCAGGUCCGAAAUCAUUGAAGUAUUUGUCAACAGUGCGUCAGUAUUUAUCGGAUAUCGGCACUCAACUGACUGCUGGUAUACUGACAUUUGGAGUCAACAUAGGAACCUUCAUAAAUAGUAGAAAGCCUUUGAAAAAAUUUUCCGCUCUAUUCGAUGAGUACGGCCCUGUGGUACGCUUUAUAAGUCCAGUGGGUAAUGACAUUGUACUGAUCAACCACCCGGAUCAUAUUCAAAAAGUGUACACGAUAGAAGGUGAUUGCCCUGUCAGAUCAACAUUGGAUUCCCUGGAAAAAUACCGUAUUGAACACAGAAAUCAUAUCUAUGGAGGACUUUACACACUUAACGGAGAGGAAUGGAGUCGUCAACGAUCUAUUAUAUACACUCCAUUGCACAAUGCGGUCACUUAUCAUAUUCAAGGAAUCGAUGACAUUUGUGAAUACUUUUCUCAAAAAAUUUAUAACAUGAGGAAUUACCAAGACGAGAUCCCAAAAGAUUUGUAUAAAGAUCUACAUAAAUGGGCUUUUGAUUGCUUGGGUCUGAUACUGUUUUCGAAGAAGUUCUCAAUGUUAGACACUGAUCUCGUAUACAGUCAAUGCGACAUGUCUUGGAUGUAUCAUAGCUUGGAGAAGGCUACCGAAGCAGUCAUCAAAUGCGAGUCCGGUUUACAGUGGUGGAAGAUAUUAUCUACUCCAGCUUGGUAUUCUUUGGUCAAAUACUGUGAUAGUUUGGAUAGUUUGAUUGGCAAAUACGUCCUGGAGGCAGAACAGGCCAUUUCAUACAAAGCUAAAGAAAUCGAAGAGCAAUACCCCAACAGCAAUAUUUUGAUCAACGCAAUGCUGCUCGGUCAAGAAAAGAUGAAUCCUGAAGAUAUAGCAACCGUCAUUAUGGACAUGUUGCUGAUUGGAGUCAAUACGAUUACUUCUUCAACAUCAUUUCUUUUAUACUAUUUAGCGAAAUACCAAAAAGCUCAGAAAAUACUUUAUAAAGAGAUCCAAGAAACUUUUCCUGAGCAGAAAAUUAUGGAUUUAACAAAAAUAAGAGAGCAAACACCAUACCUUCAGGCGUGUAUCAAAGAAACAUUAAGAUUAACACCUCCAAUUCCAGUGCUUACAAGAAUAUUGCCGAAAAAUAUAACUCUGGAUAAAUAUAAUAUUCCACGUGGAACUCUAAUUAUCAUGUCUACCCAAGAUGCAUCAUUAAAAGAAAGUAAUUAUGAUGAUGCAAACACAUUCUGUCCAGAACGAUGGCUGAAGUCAGACUCUAAUGAAUAUCACUUGUUUGCUUCAAUUCCUUUUGGAUAUGGUGCUAGAAAAUGUCUAGGCCAAAACAUAGCUGAAACUAUGAUGUCUCUCUUGACUGUCAAGCUUUUACAAAAAUAUAAACUGGAAUAUCACUAUGGUGAUUUGGAACCAACACGAAGCUUUAUUGCAAGACCUAAGAGAGCAUUGAAAUUAAGGUUUAUUGAUAGAAUUUAAUAUUUCUGUAGUUUUAACUUAUUGUC